UGAAUCGACAGGCAAGAUGACCAGUCUCACUGCUAAGGACAAGGACACAGUCAAGGCCUUCUGGGCUAAAGUGUCUGGAAAGGCGGAGGACAUCGGCAAAGAUUCUCUGUCCAGGAUGCUGAUCGUGUACCCGCAGACCAAGACUUACUUCUCCCACUGGAAGGACUUGAGCCCCAGCUCUGCCCCGGUGAAGAAGCACGGGAUCACCAUAAUGGGUGGAGUUGCCGAGGCUGUGGGCAAAAUCGACAACCUGACCGCGGGCCUCCUGAACCUCAGUGAGCUGCACGCCUUCACUCUGAGAGUGGACCCUGCUAACUUCAAGAUCCUCUCCCACUGCAUCCUUGUGGUCUUGGCCAUCAUGUUCCCCAAUGACUUCACCCCCGAGGUCCAUGUGUCCAUGGACAAGUUCCUGGCUGCUCUGGCUCGGGCCCUGGCUGAGAAAUACCGAUAAACAGCUGGAGAAG
Molecule: messenger RNA, 464 nt
Organism: Toxotes jaculatrix (banded archerfish)
Lineage: Eukaryota; Metazoa; Chordata; Actinopteri; Toxotidae
Product: hemoglobin embryonic subunit alpha-like
Exons: 3
Coding region: 17-451 (144 amino acids)
Biological process (GO): hydrogen peroxide catabolic process; oxygen transport
Cellular component (GO): blood microparticle; haptoglobin-hemoglobin complex; hemoglobin complex
Molecular function (GO): heme binding; oxygen binding; oxygen carrier activity
Source: RefSeq, a predicted model, not a curated record